This is a messenger RNA of Salvia miltiorrhiza (redroot sage), 483 nucleotides long. RefSeq lists its product as uncharacterized. The transcript has 2 exons. The coding region runs from base 1 to 483 and encodes 160 amino acids. NCBI's taxonomy places the organism in Eukaryota, Viridiplantae, Streptophyta, Magnoliopsida, Lamiales, Lamiaceae. The record is from RefSeq and is a predicted model, not a curated record.
AUGAGCAACCCUUGGGAGGGCUUCCUGAGCGGAACCUAUGUUCCAGACACGGAGGAGGAUUUCUCGACUUGGGGUGAGCCGCCGGCGGUGUAUUUCCCGUUCUCGACGACUUUCUCGGAGGAUGAGGAGAAGUCCGACGUGGUGGAGGAGUUUGAUGCUGUUUGUGAGUCGGCUGGAGCUCUAGCUCCGGAGAAAUCAAGUCCGCCCCCUGUACUGUUUUGUUUCCCAAAUCAAUUCAUCCCUCCCAAUUCCCAAACUCCCAGCCCGCCGGCCCUAACCUCUCGGCUCUCACUCCAGAGUCCAGCACCGGCCGGCCGCCCCACUCGCCAGCCCGGCGUCGGCGCCAGUCAUCCCAGCCCCUCGCCCCUGCAGCAGCCGUUCCGUCUCCCCGGUCCGCGACCCUCGCUUGUGCAGCAGCCGUUCGUCGCCGCAGCAGCCGUGCAGGUGCAGCCUCCGAGCUCCGACGACAGCGUCGACAUGUGA